AUGUUUCAAUAUUAUAGUUCAAAAGAAGAAGCCGGUGGUGGUUCCACCACCACCAAAAUGGUUCCACCACCACCAAAAUGGUUCCUGGAUUCCAUAAAUUUCGAACAUAAUCCAACAACAAGACUCACUUACUUUCAAAAAGAGAGUAUCCUAAGACCGUAUCAGUCAAGAUGUUACGCUAAGUCAAUAAAUGGAUUUAUGCUUUUCAGAUCUUACUAUUCACAGUACGGUAAAGGCCUUAAGCAAAGUCUUCUCUCACCUCUUUUAUCAAAACUAUGGAACGCACAUGAAACCGAUCAAUUACUUUGGGACCAAUUCGCGCAACAGUGUAAUGCAAUAGGGCAUGAGGGGGGUAUCUGUGAGGAUGGGACGGGUAUUUGCAAAGUGGUUUCUCUGUUCACACCGUAA
Messenger RNA from Naumovozyma dairenensis CBS 421, 408 nucleotides. RefSeq names its product transcriptional co-activator mating type protein alpha (gene HMLALPHA1). The coding region runs from base 1 to 408 and encodes 135 amino acids. Gene Ontology annotation, biological process: positive regulation of mating-type specific transcription, DNA-templated. The record is from RefSeq and is a predicted model, not a curated record. Gene Ontology annotation, molecular function: DNA binding, bending. Lineage: Eukaryota; Fungi; Ascomycota; Saccharomycetes; Saccharomycetales; Saccharomycetaceae. Gene Ontology annotation, cellular component: nucleus. The transcript has a single exon.